AUGCGACCUCCAAUCUCGAAGACCAUUGUGCUGCUUUCUAUAUGGCUAGCCCCACAGGGCUACCAAGCGCAUCUUAUCCAUGCAUACUCACUAUCAGCAGCACGGAGCUAUCAGAAAAUCCACGAGACCAGCUUACCCAAUCCAGAGCACAUCUUUCGUACACUGGUGUCUGCCGGCCGCCAGUUCCCAUCGAGUCUCAACCAUAACGGCGUGUCGUACUUCUUGGCUACAGUGCCCGCUGGUACACGCCUCUACCACGGCAGAGGAGGUAAGCAACCAGUCGAGAGCGGGUUCGAAUGGCUGGCUUUUGAGCCAGAGCAUGCCAGCAAUUUUGCCAUUCGGGUCUGUGAGCUGCCAGAUCAAAGUCAUUCCGACUCGCGAGCCAAAGGUCCAGAACACCUGAUCAGCUCUGACGGAAGUGCAAAGUGGUGGCUCAGCCCAGAGCAGUUGUUCGCCUAUGCUAGCAGCGCCACGCAGCAGGGGUUUCCGGAUGGCUGCAUCUGUCCACCAGACUCUAGACAUGGACCAUACUUGCGAUUGCCACACAAUGACGACCCUCGUCCACGGGAUCAGCAAAGUAUACUUGCUCCGCCUCCAAAAGGCCCGCCACGUCUCCCCAAACAUUUUUGCAUCGACUCCGGGUAUCUGCACAGGUACUCACCGAUCUCAGACCUCCACCUUCUCUAUAUCGAUGGCAUGUCAGCAGCGAAAUGCGAUCUCGGCACGCUUGCUUCGCAAGAUGACGUCCUGCUGCGAAAUUCGUCAUACCGUCCUGGACCACCAGAUCCCAUGCGUGGAGAAGUCUCGCGUGCGACUGGACUGUGCGAUCUAGCUCAGACCGAAUGGAAUGGCAAGAUCGACGGCUUUGUCAGGAUGGAGCAUGGGUUUGAGAUUAUUCUGUGCGACUUCGCAAAGGUUCAAUUUGAGAGUGCUGUGAGCAAAAGCCGAAGCGUUACCGGCGGCACCGCCCAUGUGGGCGGUGUCUUCCAGUUCCUGAAAGCUAUUGGCGAAGACAGGUGGUGGGGCAUCGGACGUGAUCGGUUAGGGGUCUGGACAGACCGGUGGGUUACUGCGUAUUCUGAGCCUGAUCUGGACCUGUUCGGGAAGAGUAUCGACGGAAAGCUGCCGGACUUGAGUGGCGUGACAGACGAGAUCGCUUAUCGGCUCAACGAGCAGGUGAAGGAUCUGGUGAUGAGUCGCGUCGCUACUGAAGACUCCGCACUCAGCAGUGGCGAUGCCACAGACUGGCAAGCUGUCGCAGACCUAUAUGUUGCCAGGUAUGCAAAUCGGUUGCAGUACCUGAUGAGUUUCGACGAUGCCAAAGAGCUCAGAAGUGCAGCAGAAGACAUGUACAUGGUCUACCUCGAUGACGAUGCUGACACGCUAAGGGGCAGUGACGGAGCCAUCGACCGCUGUAUCAACGGCUUCAUACCCCCACACCUCACCCAAAGUCCGCAGGAUGCGGGGCCAAUGUCCCAUGAAGCCAUCUCGGCAGUCGCAAAGCAAAUAUGCACCACCUUGCACGACAUCGUCGCGCAACCAUCCUUGGCGGACGACCUACAAGGCCAAAAAGAGCAUCUCCAUGCACUGAUGGACUACCUUCGCUGGCCACAGUGGUCCUUUUGCGGCGACAAAAGAGCCUGUGAGAUAGAUGAGUUGUGCUUUGUUGCCAUAUGGCCUUGGGGCAGUAAGGAGGACCAUGAUUCUCCGAGCUGUAGAAACCAGACGGAUGCGAUGCAGCACAUGAUGAAGAUGGGGAGUUAUUGGAACCCGGUACGCCAGGAAUAG
Cyphellophora attinorum is the source of this 1788-nucleotide messenger RNA. RefSeq lists its product as uncharacterized. The transcript has a single exon. NCBI's taxonomy places the organism in Eukaryota, Fungi, Ascomycota, Eurotiomycetes, Chaetothyriales, Cyphellophoraceae. The record is from RefSeq and is a predicted model, not a curated record. The coding region runs from base 1 to 1788 and encodes 595 amino acids.